UAAAAUAAAAAGCCAACGUAAGUUGCUAUUGAACAUGCGUUGAUGAAAAUGCAUAUGUAUGAGUAUGUAUGUAUAUCAAAAAAGAUUGUAAAUAUAUACAAUUGUAAUGAUAUUUAUCACUAUUGCUAUAUAUUUACGUUUAUUUGCGAAAAUAAAUUGAAAGUACGAGAAUGAAGGCAUUCAUGAUAGUCCUGUCUACAAAAUUAUCGCUUUUCGUGAACAUUUAUUUCAAGUUAGAAUAUAAAAAACAACGAAACAGGAAAGAACAUUACAGAUAUCGUUUUAGUAUUAUAUUUCUAUUGAUAGUACCCAAGUCUUUUUUUUCUUCUAGACCAUCAUCGUCAUGAAAUUAGAUAAUUUUUUUUUAAUACUUUGCGUGCUACUAAGCAUUAUAAAAUCCAAUGGUAUUAUCGAUUUCAAUUGUGGCUACACCCAAAAAUUAAAAUCAGAUGUUAAUUAUUAUGUGAAUAAUCCUGAUUUUCCUAAUUAUUACAUGGGAGAACAUAAUUGUCGGUGGAGUGCUAGGAGCAAUACUCGGAUUAAAUUGAAUUGCACAGUUUUCGAUGUUCCUCCGAGUUCGAAUUGUUCAUUGGAUUUUAUGAAAGUCAAAGUCGACGAUGACAUCGAGUACGUUUUCUGUGGAUUAAAUUCUUUUGCAGUGGAAUCAAUAGCAUCGAAAAUGACUAUAAAAUUCCAUUCGAGAUACAAUACUUAUGGAGGCAAAUUUCGAUGUAAUCUCAGAUCAGUCAAAGAGAAAUGUAGAUGUGGUUGGAAGAAUCCGUCGAGAAUCGUAGGUGGUGUUGAAACAGGAGUGAAUGAAUAUCCUAUGAUGGCUGGUAUAAUACAUCUUGCAACACGUUUUCUCUAUUGCGGUGCAACUAUAAUAACUCCGCAACAUGUAUUAACGGCUGCUCAUUGCGUUGCGAGGUAUAAAAGGAUUUUAUAUAUUCUAGGAGUUGUUGUUGGAGAACAUAAUACAUGGACAAUUAACGAUACAAAGGCAACUCAACUUUAUCUUAUUGACGAUAUAAUCGUACAUCCGAAUUAUAGGCCAAAAUUAAACGAUUUAGCUGUUAUUAAAUUGCAGAAGAGGUUAAAAUAUUCUAUGAGAAUUGGUCCAGCUUGUCUUCCGUUCUAUUACAUGCAGCGAAAUUUUAUAGACACUGUUGUUACAGCUGUAGGAUGGGGUCUUACGAAUUUUUAUGGUGUCAAGUCUGAAGUUUUGAGAAAAGUCGAUUUGCAUGUAGUUUCAAUGAAGAAAUGCGUCAAGUAUCACUUUUUGGCUACACCUAAGCAACUUUGUACAUUUGAUACAGGAAAGGAUGCUUGUCUGUUCGACAGUGGUGGUCCAAUUUUAUGGCAAAAUCCAAGAAAUAAUCGUAUUUUCCUUCUUGGAGUCAUCAAUUAUGGUAGAACAUGUGCCGAUGCAGCUCCUGGUGUUAAUUUGAGAGUCACUAGUUAUUUGGAUUUUAUUAGAAGGUCUACACCUGGAGAAACAUACUGUCAGACGUAUUAAAGAAGAAACAGAUCAGAUACAUAUUAUAUAAGAAGACAAAGUUUCAAUGACAAAUAUGUUUUUUCAUUUAAGUAUUAAGUAAAUAUCUUAACACGGAAUGUAAAAUGGAUUUAUUUGUGACGAUCGUACGAGUAUAAUCUGCAUUGCGCUUAAUAAUCUCGGUCAUCUGUUUAAAGAUCCGAGAUGCAAUAGAGUUUGAAAACUGCACGAUAGAAUGUAACACUUACUCUACUUACAAGUGGGAAUUGAACAUUAAUUCAAAUCAAAGCGCUUAAUAUGAAAUUUACAAUCUUUACUUCUAAAUAAAUUUAAAAAACUCUGUGAUUGAUCAAGAAAGAUUUAAUUUAUUGCUCGGAUGAUUUUGAUCUUAACUGUGAUUCUAUAUCUUUAUGAUUCUAUUUUUUCAAUAUCUACAUUAAAUAUAAGAUAAUAAUUCUUGGCAUUCAAGGACUUUUUCGCUCGGAUAAACUAGCAACUCGAGACGAUUUUGGUUAUAUUAGGCAUUUAAAUUUUUUAUAAGUAUUUUAAAAUGAUUUAUAUUAAAACAAACGUAUACAAAUUUCAAUAAUUUAUUUAUUUCAACGUUUUACAAAACAAAAUCUGUUAAAUAUUACAUUC
This is a messenger RNA of Vespula pensylvanica (western yellowjacket), 2134 nucleotides long. RefSeq names its product venom serine protease-like. Gene Ontology annotation, molecular function: serine-type endopeptidase activity. The coding region runs from base 344 to 1516 and encodes 390 amino acids. The transcript has 8 exons. Gene Ontology annotation, biological process: proteolysis. Lineage: Eukaryota; Metazoa; Arthropoda; Insecta; Hymenoptera; Vespidae. The record is from RefSeq and is a predicted model, not a curated record.